Messenger RNA from Sorghum bicolor (sorghum), 1196 nucleotides. Its product is annotated as expansin-B3. The coding region runs from base 110 to 910 and encodes 266 amino acids. The record is from RefSeq and is a predicted model, not a curated record. Gene Ontology annotation, biological process: sexual reproduction. Lineage: Eukaryota; Viridiplantae; Streptophyta; Magnoliopsida; Poales; Poaceae. The transcript has 4 exons. Gene Ontology annotation, cellular component: extracellular region.
CGCAAAGGUGCUCUUCCCCGACCAUCCAAACGCACAAUCUCAUCAGUACUAAGCUCCACCUUCUUAAGCUUGGAGUUGCUAGGACUGUCUGUGCUGCACUAAGACAAAGAUGGCAACGACCUUCUCUUCAAAGGCUGUUGCAUUUGCAGCGAUCUUCUCCUUCCUAGUCACGUAUGGCUCCUGCGCCCGGCCUGUAAGUUUUAACGCCUCCGACUUCACCGCCGACCCUAACUGGGAGGCCGCCAGGGCCACCUGGUAUGGGGCACCUACUGGCGCCGGUCCUGACGACGACGGUGGUGCCUGUGGGUUCAAGAACGUGAACCUGCCUCCGUUCUCCGCGAUGACGUCGUGUGGCAACGAGCCACUGUUCAAGGACGGCAAGGGCUGCGGCUCAUGCUACCAGAUCCGAUGCCAAAACCACGCUGCAUGCUCCGGCAACCCGGAGACGGUGAUCAUCACCGACAUGAACUACUAUCCGGUCGCUAAGUACCACUUCGACCUCAGCGGCACGGCGUUCGGCGCCAUGGCUAAACCUGGCCGCAGCGAUGAGCUCCGCCACGCCGGCAUCAUCGACAUCCAGUUCAAGAGAGUGCCCUGCAAUUACCCUGGGCAGAAGGUGACAUUCCACGUCGAGGAGGGGUCCAACUCCGUCUACCUCGCGGUGCUCGUCGAGUUUGAAGAUGGCGACGGCGACGUGGUGCAGGUGGACCUCAUGGAGGCCAACUCCGGCUACUGGACGCCGAUGCGCGAGUCCUGGGGAUCCAUCUGGAGGCUCGACUCCAACCACAGGCUGCAGGCGCCCUUCUCGCUGCGCAUCACAAACGAGUCCGGCAGGACGCUGGUGGCCAAUCAGGUCAUCCCGGCCAACUGGGUGCCCAACACCUACUACCGCUCCAUUAUCCAGUAUUGAUUUAUUGCUUAGGACAUCAAUUAUUCGGGGUCAUUGUUUUUUGAUUAAUUUGGUAUGUACCGUAUCUAUGUGGAAAUACAUUAUUGGAUUGAUGAGGUGUCUCAGUUUAACUAGUAGGUGAGAUAUCAGGAAUCCGGCUAUAUAUGCCGUCUGUACGAUUUGUUAGAGUGCGAGAUUCACGAGUGGGAAACAGAGGAGGCAAGUUUGCAUGUGCUUUCCCGCCCACUGCCGAUGUACCGUGUUAUGUGAUCAAUCAAAGUUAUAAAGUACGAACACUUGUGUACCA